Epinephelus fuscoguttatus (brown-marbled grouper) is the source of this 828-nucleotide messenger RNA. RefSeq names its product peptidylprolyl isomerase (cyclophilin)-like 3 (gene ppil3). NCBI's taxonomy places the organism in Eukaryota, Metazoa, Chordata, Actinopteri, Perciformes, Serranidae. Gene Ontology annotation, biological process: protein folding; protein peptidyl-prolyl isomerization. The record is from RefSeq and is a predicted model, not a curated record. Gene Ontology annotation, molecular function: peptidyl-prolyl cis-trans isomerase activity. Bases 69 to 554 code for a protein of 161 amino acids. The transcript is spliced from 6 exons. Gene Ontology annotation, cellular component: catalytic step 2 spliceosome.
CCGCAAGACUACUGCACCAACACGGACAUGUUUCUCCGACGCACUUGUGCGAAGACGCAACGAUUGAAAUGGCUGUUACACUUCACACGGAUCUAGGAGACAUUAAAAUUGAAUUGUUUUGUGAGCGGACACCGAGAGCAUGUGAGAAUUAUCUUGCCUUGUGUGCCAGUGGGUUCUACAACGGCUGCAUCUUCCACCGAAAUAUUAAAGGUUUCAUGGUUCAAACUGGAGAUCCUACAGGCACAGGCAAAGGAGGAACAAGUAUAUGGGGUCGCAAAUUUGAAGACGAGUACAGUGAACACCUAAAACAUAAUGUCAGAGGAGUGGUGUCAAUGGCGAACAAUGGCCCCAACACAAACGGCUCCCAGUUCUUCUUCACAUACGCCAAACAGCCCCAUCUGGACAUGAAGUACACAGUGUUUGGAAAGAUUAUCGAUGGCCUGGAAACACUGGACGAACUGGAGAAGCUGCCUGUCAAUGAAAAGACGUUCCGACCACUGACUGAAACCAGAAUAAAGGAUGUGACCAUUCACGCCAACCCUUUUGCUGUAUAGAUAGCUUUCUCCUCAAAUAUGUGGAUGGGCCUUUAACACACACUCUGAUAUUGCCAAUAAGCCUGUUGAUACACUGUAUAGUACCUUGUUAGUUAAUUUGGAUAACUUGUCAGAGAGAGAAAGCCCCUAGACAUCAAAAACGAACAGGGCACUGACGCUGAAACUGUAGGAAGCUUAUUUGUCUGAACAAAAGUUUGUUUUAUACCAACAUUUUCCAAAGUGUGACCCAGAAUUUCAAUGUAAUUUGAGUUCAAAAACUUUUAAGAAAUGGUGU